GAUAAGGCACUAAUAUAAUAGUUUUAUUUACUUUUCUGAAAUAAAAUGGCAGUGGAAGCCGUAAAAACUGAGUUGCUUGAUCUGGAAAACAAGAUAACUAACCAUCCUGCGUAUGGAAAUUCAUACACUUGGUCGCCUAGAGAUUUUGAAUUGGGUUCAGCCCUUGGCCGUGGAAAGUUUGGACAUGUACACAUAGCCAGAGAGAAGAAAACAGGCUUCCUUGUUGCUAUUAAAACUAUGUUCAAGUCUCAAAUAAUGAAAUCGCAUUGUGAGAAACAAAUACUACGGGAAAUUGAGAUUCAAUCUCAUUUGAAACAUCCAAACAUUCUCCGGUUGCUGACAUGGUUCCAUGAUGAGAGGCGCAUUUACCUGGUGGUGGAGUUUGCAGCAGGUGGCGAGCUAUACAAACACCUCACUGAUGCACCUAAGAAGCGUUUUCCAGAAGCUAAAGCUGCCAAGUAUAUUUAUCAGGUGGCAGAUGCAGUGGAGUACUGUCACCAGAACCAUGUGAUACACAGAGACAUCAAGCCUGAAAACAUUCUAGUUUCCUUCAGUGGGGACCUCAAACUAGCAGACUUUGGCUGGUCAGUGCAUGCACCAUCACAAAGGCGUAAAACAAUGUGUGGUACCCUUGACUACCUUCCACCAGAAAUGAUCAAGCGGGAAGUGUAUGAUGUGUCUGUUGAUCACUGGUGCAUUGGAGUGCUACUGUACGAGUUCCUAGUGGGCAAACCUCCAUUCGAAAGCCAGACUCAGGAUCAGACGUAUGCGAGAAUCCUGUCUCUGGACAUUAAAUAUCCAGAUCAUGUGCCUGAAGGAGCUAAAGAUCUUAUAUCAAAAUUGCUACGGCAUUCAAACAAGGACAGAUUGUCUCUAAAUGCAGUGAAAAAACACCCUUGGGUGCAGAAGUUCCGGACCGAGGCAUCAUCAACAUCAUAGUAUUUGCCUGUUAGUACCUAUUCUUUAUUUGUGUUGAUUCUUGUUUUAAUAUAAUGAUAGCUAAAUAUAAUGAAAUGAUAACAAUUUUUUCUAACAUUUUCUUCCGUGAUAUACAAGUGUAUAAGUACAUAAUUUAAAAAGAAAAAACAAA
Messenger RNA from Cydia fagiglandana, 1090 nucleotides. It is a transcript of the gene aurB, whose product is annotated as aurora kinase B-like. Gene Ontology annotation, cellular component: chromosome passenger complex; spindle midzone; spindle pole centrosome. The transcript has 7 exons. The record is from RefSeq and is a predicted model, not a curated record. Gene Ontology annotation, biological process: mitotic spindle organization; regulation of cytokinesis; protein phosphorylation. The coding region runs from base 46 to 939 and encodes 297 amino acids. Gene Ontology annotation, molecular function: protein kinase activity; ATP binding. NCBI's taxonomy places the organism in Eukaryota, Metazoa, Arthropoda, Insecta, Lepidoptera, Tortricidae.